Symsagittifera roscoffensis is the source of this 1818-nucleotide messenger RNA. RefSeq names its product dynein intermediate chain 3, ciliary-like. The coding region runs from base 1 to 1818 and encodes 605 amino acids. The transcript has 6 exons. The record is from RefSeq and is a predicted model, not a curated record. Gene Ontology annotation, cellular component: outer dynein arm. Gene Ontology annotation, biological process: outer dynein arm assembly; cilium movement. Gene Ontology annotation, molecular function: dynein light chain binding; dynein heavy chain binding. NCBI's taxonomy places the organism in Eukaryota, Metazoa, Xenacoelomorpha, Acoela, Convolutidae.
AUGGUGGCGGCAGACGCCUUGUGUAAAAUCAUUGAGGACAAGGGCAAGCCCAUGGAUAGUGAGAGGGGGUGGUCAAUUCAACCACCAGAGGAUGUGAGGGCCCCAAUGCUGAUGGUGCAAAACAGAGCUGUGAGUGUUGAUUUUCACAUGCGAGAAACGUCAUUAAUCUGCGCUGGGUUUAAAAACGGAACAGUCGGCUGUUUUGACAUUCGGAAAGGAAACGGCGAGACUGUUAUUACGUCAGAGUUAUCGGUGAGUCACAAAGAUUACGUAACUCAGGCUAUAUGGAUUGGCAGUAAAAGCAACUCGGAGUUUUUCUCGGCUGGCGAAGAUGGUUGCGUAAUGUGGUGGGAUAUCCGAAACAUGGCGAACCCGACCGACUUUUUCUACUGUGAUCCGAACAAGAAAAACGAACCAGAAAAAGCACUUGUAGUUUCAUGUCUGGAAUACGACAGUACAAUUCCGAUAAAAUACAUGGUCGGAACUUACUGUGGCAAGAUCAUGCAGUUCAGUCGGAAGGCUAACAGCAAAGUCUUUCUUGGGGUGGGCGAUUGGACGCCUCGUAUCUGGCACGAAGACUUACGCGAGGGUUGUCUAAUGGAACUAAGUCUGGGAGAAUCAAACUUGACCGGAGGCUGCUGGUCUCCUACCAAAAUGAACUCCUUUUUCACUAUUGACGAAAACGGCAACCUCAAUUGCUAUGACUUGACUCUGAACCAUAAACAUCCGGUUUUGAAGUUUGAUGUUUCCAAUGAAACGUUGUCCUGUAUGAAAAUGGUAGACAAUGGUCAAAGAUGCUUCAUAGGCGAUACAAGCGGCACGGUUCGAGAAAUUUUACUACCGGCCAGCAUGCAUUCCGAAAAACGCGUCGAAAGAGCGGCAUUUCAUAACAUGAUUGAGAGGGAAUUGAAAAGAGAAAAGCUGGUCGAUUCCAAGAAACGAGAGGCAAAGUUGGAAAAGAAGCGACAGGCCGAGGAGGCGUCCGGAUCUGACAAUUCGAAACGAGACGAGGCCAGCAGUCCUUCGAAACGCGAGUUUGUUCAUAUAAAGCAAAGGAACCCUAGAAUCGACGAAAUCACGAAAAGGUACCAUGAGGACAUAGACCGAUCGAGUGAGAAGACACACAGAAUGUACGCUGAGAUGAUACACCACGGGAGGAGUCUGUUCCAGUUGGAUGACAAGGCGUUGGAGGAGUUGCAGAGAGACAUGGAUCUCACACAUACAGACAUGAACCACAUUGAACUACUCAUCAAUACGAUUAAGAAUGAAGAGAAAGCCAAAGCACGCAGGAGGUCAUCGGUGACUUCUGUGUCGUCGCGAGUGAAGGCGCCUCGGAGGAUCUCACACACAAUUGUGGAGGAGCCAAGAUUCAAUCCAGACAAGAACAGAAACAACAACAACACACUGGCCAUCGAAGAACAGACCGAGAUACAGUCUACCAGGAAUGCUCGUAACAUCGCGUAUUUAGCCGUAAUAACACGUAAAACAUACAUAAAACUCGGUAUUUCGAAAGGGAGGAACUGGAAAAGAGCCGAAAAUUGGCAUGGGGGGAGGGGAGAAAGGAGCCACGUUCAGUUAUUUAUCAGGUAUGGCGGCACUACCAACAUGAGCCAAGAGGUGCCCGAUUGGGAGACGGAGGACGGAGACGAGGCAGGGGGAGGGAGAGGGGGCAUCAAGGAGGAGGAGGAAGGAGAGGGCAAGUCAGCCCCGGGUGGGGAGCAGGGGACCGAAGGACGCCCAGAGGGCGGAGGAGCAAGCGGGGGAGGAGCUGAGAGCAAAAUCGAGCAAGACCGAGCAGAGUCUGAGACGAAAAAAUAA